Colletotrichum orchidophilum is the source of this 306-nucleotide messenger RNA. RefSeq lists its product as uncharacterized. The record is from RefSeq and is a predicted model, not a curated record. The transcript is spliced from 2 exons. The coding region runs from base 1 to 306 and encodes 101 amino acids. NCBI's taxonomy places the organism in Eukaryota, Fungi, Ascomycota, Sordariomycetes, Glomerellales, Glomerellaceae.
AUGAGGCAUGAAGCGAACUCCAGCAGCAACUCCAGCGCAAUCUUGGAGCGGCCCGCCCAGACGAGGGGUAUCUUCAGAGCAGACUCGAGGCCCGUCGCCGCCCGCGACCCCAAGGUUCCCCUCUCAGGCCAGGCCAGGCCCCCUACAGACAGCGGAGUUGAGGAUUCCCUCAUCCUGGGAACCGAGGCGUUCGAGACGACCGGGCCCCCGGGCCAGGUUUUGGAAUUUCCUCAGGCCGAAAAGCCCACCGUGGUCGACCAGUCCCGAGGCCCCAGCGCCGCGGAACCGACCGGGGCCCACGACUAA